Messenger RNA from Funneliformis geosporum, 840 nucleotides. The record is from the annotation of a GenBank genome assembly. Lineage: Eukaryota; Fungi; Glomeromycota; Glomeromycetes; Glomerales; Glomeraceae.
AUGUCCAAUCAAGAUAAUAAAUCCAAUAAUUCCAAUAUGGAUGCCUCAAAAGAUAAAGGGAAAGCAAAAUCGAUUUCAUCAACCUUAAAUAACACUUCAAAUUUGCUUCGUGAAGCAUUAAAUCCUUCAAAUGGGACCAGUACAGCUAGCGCCUUAAAUUCUUUAUUACGACAAAAUAAUCAUCAAAAACUACAAAGUUCAUCAUCAACAACAUUAUUGCAACAAGGAGAAUGGCAGCAUAAUGUUUUUCAUUCGCAGGAUGAUGUAAAUAAUACUAAGAAUGAUUAUACAAAUAUUCAUAGUCAAGUAAACGAUAGUGGUGGGUUGGAUACCGAAUGGAAACAAUGGAACCUUGAUCCGUGUCCUUCGGCAAGGUCAAUAAAUUCUUCACAUAUAUAUCCAUUUCAUCAUCAUAAUCCUCAUAAAACCAAUUAUCAAGAUGAGAAUGAAAUUUUAGAAUUUUUAAAUUCAAAUAAUUAUACGGAACAAAUAUAUCAUGAAGAUUUAAGUCAAUUAACAUCAAAUCGACAAAAAGAUUAUAACUUUUUAGAAAAUUGUCGAGAAGAAUAUCAAGAAUCAAUUUUAAAAGAUAAUGUGAAUUCAAAGUUUAUUGAAGAAUUUUUAGAAUCUAAAGAUAUUCAUGAAUAUUUAUCAAAAAUUUCAUAUACGGACGAUAUCUAUGGUAUUCCAACAUUUUUAAAAGAAUUAAUUAAUGAAGCGAAAAACGAAUUAAAUAAUGAUGAUGAUAAUGAUAAAAAUUUAAAACAUCAAAUAACUGCUAUUGAAAGAUUAAAAAUGGAUGAAGAAAUCUCCGUGGAAUUAACCUUUUAUGAAAGGUGA